UUUGAUCUAGAAAUUAAACCAAAAUUAUCUGGUAAGAUUUUGUGUUUUUGCAGUUAAAAAUUAUUGGACAAUAUAAAGAAAGUGAUGAAUAGCAGUUGUUACUACAAAUUUGAGAUUAGUUUUAAUCUCUUUUGAUUAUUUUUCUUAGAUCAUAAAUACUUAUGUAUAUUUCUAAUGUAAUAAAUAUUAUAGUUCAUACAUUUUGAAAAAGGGAUUUGCGGAUUGUAAAUUAAAAGUUAAAAGACUUGGAAAAAAUGACUUGUGCAUGUUUUUUUGUUCAUAAUUAACAUGCAGAACUUUCCUUUCCCUCUCAAAUUAAACAUCCUUUUGUCUUAAUUAUUGUUGCAGUCUAUUCUGUUAAAUUAAUUUUUUUGGUUAAAAUAAAAACUGAAAGACCAAAGAAUGAAAACAGAAAAUUAAAGGAAGUGGCUCAAAGUAAGGUUUGUAUCUAAAAUUCGAGCCUCAUGAGAGGAAAGGAUGUGGAUUAAAAUUUUGCUGGAUGGUUUUGACUGAAGGCUGAGUGUGUGCGACCACAGCGCAGUCUGCAGAGAGAGGAGGCGUCUUAUUAUUGGCCUUUUAGGAGAACUGUCAAGUUAGCUGCUUCCUCAAGGAGGAAAGCCUGGCUGGAUCACAGCUCGCAUAAAAGACUAACACCGAAUCAGACGGAUCCUCAUUUAUUCUUUUAUCAUCGAGAUGUUUGGCGUCUGCAGAAACGGGAAGAGAACAGAGGCAGAAGUCAGUGAGAUGGAGGAAAUUUAGAUCAACUAACAGCUUAAUUAAGAGUCUUUUUUUCUUUACAAAAGCUUCGUUUUAUUUUAUUUUUGUCUGUUUUUUUGCGUUCACUUUAAUCUUAGAAUUACCUUUGAGACUGUCCAAUCCAAAUCUAUACACCGUAAAAAAAAUCACUUCAGUUAUUUUUGAGGGUUUUUUGUAUUUUCCAUCCACAUACCACCAAGAUGUGGUCGUGUAUGAAGAACUUCUUCACUUAUGAAACGACAAAGUCGGUGGUUGUGAAAAGCUGGACUAUCGGCAUCAUUAACCGGAUUGUUCAACUUAUCAUCAUUUCUUACUUUAUUGGUUGGGUGUUUCUCUGGGAAAAGGCCUACCAGGUAAGAGACACAGCUAUAGAGUCGUCAGUCAUGACAAAGGUCAAAGGCUUCGGAAACUACAACAACAGAGUCAUGGAUGUCGCGGACUACGUCACUCCUACGCAGGGAGGUUCGGUCUUUUGCAUCAUCACCAAAAUGAUUACAACAGAGAACCAAGUGCAAGGCUACUGUCCUGAGACUGAGAAAUUCAACUGUACCAAAGACAGUGACUGCACAAAAUAUCGUCACAGAGCAGGAGGAUAUGGAAUCUUCACAGGGAACUGCGUCCCUUUCAAGAGCAACGUCUCAAUGUGUGAGAUUAAAGGGUGGUGUCCUGCCGAGAUCGACACCAUCAAGACAGAACCCAUGAACGAUGUGGAGAACUUCACAAUCUUCAUAAAGAAUAGCAUCCGCUUCCCAACUUUUAACUACACCAAAGGGAACUUCCUUCCAUCAAUAACUAAAGAUUACAUCAAAAAGUGUAACUUUAACAAAGAAAAUGACAUCUACUGCCCUAUCUUCAAAGUGGGGGACAUUCUUAGAGACGCAGAGCAGAACUUCACUCAGCUGGCAAACACGGGUGGAGUGAUUGGAAUAAUGAUCAGCUGGAUGUGUGAUCUGGAUAAAUCAGACGAUGAAUGUAAACCAUCGUAUUCGUUCACCCGACUCGAUGCCAUGUCGCAGCAGAGCAACGUUUCUCCUGGGUACAAUUUCAGGUUUGCAAAAUACUAUAAGAUGGAAAAUGGGACAGACUACCGCACUCUGGUCAAAGCUUUUGCCAUUCGAUUUGAUGUUAUUGUCAAUGGCAACGCGGGAAAGUUUAACAUGAUCCCAACAAUCAUAAACAUGGUGGCAGCGUUCACAUCCGUGGGAGUGGGCACAGUGCUUUGUGAUAUAAUACUGCUAAACUUCCUGAAAGGUGCAGAGCAGUACAAGGCUAAGAAGUUCGAAGAGGUUUCGGACAGUCCGUUGGACUUCCAGAGCAACGGCUUGUAUCGCUCCCAGCUGUCGCUCAGACAAACGCACUUCAAGUCCAGUGACUCUGGGGCAUUUUCUAUUGAACAUUACAGCUAAAGAAACAGAACAUAUCAAUGUAAUUUCAGUCACAUAGCCUCUUUCAAGGCUGAGAACAUCAAAACUACAAAAAUGUAUCAAGUGAAUGUAGCAUAAAAGCAUGGCUGUCUUUGCAUGAGGAUUGUUGAACCAGUUGUCUAACAGAUGAUUUUGGUAGCCCAUAGAAAUGAUAGCAAUAAACAACUGGUUCACUGCUCUGUAAUACUUUAUUCUUUUAUAUGUGUACAGUUGCAACCAGACGAUUGAAUACAUCACAUAAAAAGAUACACUUUUUUUUCCUCCUUACUCUCUGACACUAAAUCAGACUAAACUUCUCUUGUUUAAGGUCAGUUAGAAUCACCAAAACUAUUCUUAUUUUGAUAAAUGACAAGCUUUGUUUUGAGUACAAUUUAAAAAAGCAAGUUUUUGAUUUAAAAGUUGUUCCUCUAGAUAACUGCGAUGUAGAGCUACUAAAGUAGUGUCACUCUAUGUACACUUCUGGUUUCAACUGUAUGUGUCUACUAAGUACAAGAGCAUGAAGAUAGACUGUAAAUUUGUUUUAUGAUGAUACCCCGAAUACUCCCUCAUCAGUCCCUCUUAAUAAGAUUGUGACAAAAUCAAGAAAUAAAAACUUUAAAAGACAGUUUUCAUUCACUCCAGCAAAAAAA
Xiphophorus couchianus (Monterrey platyfish) is the source of this 2809-nucleotide messenger RNA. RefSeq names its product purinergic receptor P2X, ligand-gated ion channel, 3b (gene p2rx3b). Gene Ontology annotation, molecular function: purinergic nucleotide receptor activity; extracellularly ATP-gated monoatomic cation channel activity; ATP binding. Gene Ontology annotation, biological process: response to ATP; calcium ion transmembrane transport. NCBI's taxonomy places the organism in Eukaryota, Metazoa, Chordata, Actinopteri, Cyprinodontiformes, Poeciliidae. The coding region runs from base 957 to 2162 and encodes 401 amino acids. Gene Ontology annotation, cellular component: plasma membrane. The record is from RefSeq and is a predicted model, not a curated record. The transcript has 12 exons.